AUGGACGAUAUUUCAGACUCCCAGCUGGAUGCUACCCAAGACGCUACCCAAGAUUCUACCCAAGCCACUCAACCGAUCCUCGACCCUCGCCGGCGUGGGGAGCAACACUCGGGCUUUUCUGACGAGACCCUAGCUGAUAUAAUAUGCAUCCUUAUCCCGUAUACCGCUGCCGCAAGGGAAGUGGUGGCCAAUGCCCCUCCCGAAUUCGUCAUGGGGCAGAAUGAUACACGCCAAAUCCACAUGGACUUCGGCAACGACGACGAACACACGUACGCUCUUCCGGCUACAAACACCUCGGAGCAGCAUCUCGCCUUUCGAUUCUCGUCUAAACUCAAACAACCGCUCGAAGGCUUUGUUUUUGGACGGAAUAUCGCAACGUGUGAUGUCACCGUCGACCAAGAGCUGAAAAGUGUCAGCAACAAGCACUUCAAGAUAUACUUCAACGAGCAUGGCAUUCUCAUGAUUGAAGACAUGUCAUUGAUUGGCACCGGAUCGGUGAUCGAGAUUUACAGUUCCCACGCAAAGAAGAUUGACGCGGAAAGGCGUCGCGAAGACAUUCAAUUCCUGGUUAGGGUUCCAAACCGUCAUGGCAGACACGCUGAGGCCUACAACGAAAACUUGAUCAGAUACUUGCAACGAACAGAGGUGGAAGAGGUGGAUGUGAACAAGACGAUCGUGCCUGGACCAGGGGGGCGGGUUGAUAUUUUCAGAGACUCUCCGCAGAAACCCAGAGCCCCUGUCAUUGUCACGCGUCAGCUGUCGCCAUCAUUCAUGUUUGGGUACGGCGGCGUGAGGACAUGGAAGGGGUCCGACAAGUACAACUUUGUAGGCAAAAUUGGACAGGGUGCCUUCGCUACAGUGUAUAUGAUUGCCGACAGGAUGAAUGGACGUCUGUAUGCCGCCAAAGAGCUCGAAAAACGGAGGUUCAUGAAAAAUGGUGUGCUCGACCAAAAGGUCGAGAAUGAGAUGAAGAUCAUGCAAACAGUUUCUCAUAAAAACAUUGUGCAGUUCAAGGAGCACCUGAAUCCCGAUGAUAAACACCUUUACAUAAUCAUGGAGUUCGUCGCUCAAGGUGACCUGGCAAAGUACAUCGGCGCAGAGGUUUCCUUAUCCGAGCCAGAUACCAAGGAGAUAGCGACGCAGUUGGUGGACGCUCUUGCAUAUCUGCAUGCUAUGAACAUCACUCACCGCGAUGUUAAGCCUGACAAUAUCCUGAUGCAAUCCCGGGAUCCGCUAGUCGUCAAGCUCACAGAUUUUGGGCUUUCCAAAAUGAUCGACGACCACGAGGCAACAUUCCUUCGGACGUUCUGCGGUACGUUGCUCUACUGUGCGCCCGAGGUUUAUGCAGAGUUUGAUGAGUACGACGUAUUUGGCCGGCGACAACGGCGUCCAAGCUACCCGCGUCCACCUCGUCGGAAUCCGCGAUACGAUCAUAAGGUCGAUAUCUGGUCCUUGGGUGGUGUUCUAUACUUCGCCUUGACCACUCAACCACCAUUCCCUGCUACAAAUGGUGUCUCUCACACUGAGUUCCUGCACCAGGUCAUGACAACUGUACCCAACUUCGACCCACUCAUGGACGGGAAUGAGCGCGAGACUGUUUCACCCAAGUGCAUCGACUUCUUGUCGCAGAUGCUCCGUCGGAGGCCUGAAAACCGAGCUAAGGCAAAGGAUUUGCUGAAGCAUGAAUGGCUUUGCACCUCAGAUGUCGCGCUGUCCUGCUCACAAGACGGCGGAGUAGAUGAACAACUGGAAGCUGGAGCGUCUCAGCUGAGUCUGAGAGACGAAUCGGCGGCUACACCAAGAGAAGACGCAGAAGGGGAUGUCACCGUUCCGAGUGAUGGCGACUGGCUUCAAGAAGAGCUGAUCGAUGACGAAGGGCAUGUCAACGACUUCGAGCAUGACAAAGUGAACUAUGUCCACAGACCUGCCACCCAAACCGAGCGUUUUUUCGGUGAAGUUGGCCAGUCGGCGCUGGGGAGCCAGGGGGUUGUGGCCCCAGAACGCUUGAACCUGCCCACUACGCCAACUAUGCCAACAAACGUAGAAACUCCCAAGCGGUUCAGGUCCAAGAUGGAGAUACCGGACAGUCAGGCCAACUCUGACGAUGAGGAAGAAGAGACUCCGAAGCAAAGUUAUCCAAACAUGCAGGGGUCACAGCCGCUUCUGGCUGGUUUACGUUCUUCCGUCUCGUCCCACGCGAGCAGGUCAGCCGACGCGGUGAACGACGUCAACUUGGGGGGCAAUUCGCAAAGUCUGGAAGGUGCUGAGAGCAGAAUGGGCCUACUCGAUAUGAAGUCCCGCCAUGUUACACCGUCGACUGACUCGACGAGAAGCAAACGGAAAUCUUCCUUCGCAACAAACACCAAUUCACGGUCGUCGAUUGAAAACGAGCCCGUAUCUAAGAAGCGUCGAUCUAACAGGAGGAUCAGUUCGAUUCUGAACCGGAAGGAAGCGCCCAUCGAGAACGAAGAUGAGUUGCUCGCCGAGAUGCCCAGGGUCCAAUCUCAUACACUCCAACCACAGGGAAAGUCAAUAUACUGGCACAAUGAGGACUCCUCUACCGCUCAUCUGAACUAUCCUGAGAUGACAAUUGCACAAUGGAAAGCCUUCGAGACGGCGGCUGAGAACAGGAGCAAGAAAUAUGGGAAGAAAGAAAAGUUUACGCCAGGGGAAACCCCAUUGUGGGCUCUGGCCGAGAAAUACUUUCCGCCCAUGAGCAAGAUCCAGGCAGAACAACCUUCUUUAUGGGAAUUGGCAAAGGAGAUGGGCAUUGUGACAGAUAUAUCUCAACCAAUUAUGGGACCGUUACAGAAUGGGGGCGACUUGCAAUCAUUAAACGAGUCCAUACUACCUGGCAUUUCGGUCAAACUAAGCAAGUCGAUAGUCACCUGGGGUAGGUCGCCAGAGAACACCGAAAGCUAUCCCGACGAGCCGAGGAUACCAGAAUGCGCGUUGAAGAUCAUGGUUUGGAGGGAAAAUUUCAAUCCCUCCAAGCACCUUCGGCCCUGGGUUCCUCACUUCGGCGACCACAUGGACUUGUAUUUCUACGUAGCCACCAAGGCACCCGAUGGAAUCUUUGUUAACGGCAAACACUUGGCUUCGAACGAGCCCAAAAACCGAAACAGCAUCUGCAAGAAUUGGAUGCGGCUCUACAACGGCGACAGGAUUAUCGUUCAUGUCGACCCCGACGACGACGGCACUCUCGACGACAAGAUUGAGCUUAUCUUCAACUGCAACUAUGGGGGCAGCAGUGUCAGCCGACAAGACGCUUCUGAACACCACAAAACGCCAGAGCUGGUGAGUACAGAGACAGCCAAUAAGCUGGACACGGCGUGCGUCAAAGCCGAGAAGAACAGCGAGAAGUGUCGUCCCUUCCUGGAGAUGUACCCGCUGGAUACCGCGGAUUGCGAAGAGCGCGAGGCGCGCCUCGAGUGGGAAGUAAAGUUGUCGGAGAACUUUCAGAAGCAGAUUCGAAAGGCCCAGAGGGCCAUGUCGCUGACCGGAAGCUAUUCCUCUUCUAGUGGCUCCUCUUCCGGCUCGCGGCGGUCCCCACAGAUGUCAUGGAUCGGAGGUCGUAUUUGA
Messenger RNA from Sordaria macrospora k-hell, 3582 nucleotides. RefSeq lists its product as uncharacterized. Lineage: Eukaryota; Fungi; Ascomycota; Sordariomycetes; Sordariales; Sordariaceae. The record is from RefSeq and is a predicted model, not a curated record. Gene Ontology annotation, cellular component: nucleus. Gene Ontology annotation, biological process: protein phosphorylation; mitotic DNA damage checkpoint signaling. Gene Ontology annotation, molecular function: protein binding; protein serine/threonine kinase activity; ATP binding.